Molecule: messenger RNA, 884 nt
Organism: Cyprinodon variegatus (sheepshead minnow)
Lineage: Eukaryota; Metazoa; Chordata; Actinopteri; Cyprinodontiformes; Cyprinodontidae
Exons: 4
Coding region: 51-773 (240 amino acids)
Biological process (GO): cell surface receptor signaling pathway
Molecular function (GO): transmembrane signaling receptor activity
Source: RefSeq, a predicted model, not a curated record
UCUUAAACAGCCUCAGAAAGUCACAGAACCACAGAGAUCAUUUGCUCAGAAUGGCGUUCACAUCUUUUUGUCUGGCUGUUGCUGCAACGCUGAGUAUUCAGCCUGACAGACGACAGUUCUUCCGCUACGAAGCCUUCAAUCUGAGCUGUGCGGUGUCAGGGGACUUCAGCGACUGGAUGGUUAUGAGAAAUACUUCUGACGUAUUUUCUCCUUGUGAAGACUGGGGCCGCCCUAACCGAUCCUCCUGUAUCAAUCGCAGUGUUUACAAGUCAGACAGUGGGCUUUACUGGUGCCAGUCUAAACGAGGCGAAUGCAGCAAUGUCCUUAACAUCACAAUAAACACUGGUGUUGUGAUCUUAGAGAGUCCAGCACUUCCUGUGAUGAAUGGAGAAAAAGUGACGCUUCGCUGCUCCUACAAAGAAAGAUAUGGCAAUUCGACAUCAAAUUUCCCUGCUGCCUUCUUUAAAAAUGGUGAAUUUAUUGGAGAGGAGCCUCAAGGAAAAAUGUCCCUCGAUGUGUCGAUGUCCAGCAAAGCAUUUUACAAGUGUAAACAUCCCACCAAAGGAGAGUCACUAGAGAGCUGGCUGGAAGUAAAAGAGAAACCUGAACCCUUAAAGAUCGACGAACCAUCUAAAUCUACCGCUUCUUCUCAGAUGAUUAGUCUGCUCUGCACCAUCAUAUUGUUUUUCAUCUACACCAUUGUCUUCAUUGUGUGUAUAAUUAUAUACCGAAGGUGGGCGCGAGGUAAGCAGAUGGCUACAUUUAAUGAAUAGUCCAAUUUCUUUCGAUUUCUGAAGAAUAAUAUUAUAAGCUGUUCAAUCAAUGAUAUCGAAAUAAAUGAAAUUAUAAUUAUGGAAAAGCAAACAUUAUGAGAUUGAAAAGAA